CCAAAGUCUGGACACUUGGCAUAUUUUCCGCACACCCCCGAAGGAGGGAAGCAGCAAAAAACCCCUCACGCAGUCGCAGCAGCAAAAGAAAAGGAGGAGAAAUAAGAAGAAAAAAUAACCGAAUAAACAGCAAUUGAUGGAUUCAGUGGUGGAAACUGGAAAGUAGAAAUUUGUGUGGUUAGGGUUUCAUUUUUUGAUUCAGUUCUGAGUCUUCGUGGUUAGGUGAAUUUUGGAUUUGAAGACGAAGAAAACGAGAGAGUUCUUCCCACUUUGAUCCGGCUCAAUUUGAUGGUUAUAUGAGCUUGGUUAGCUUGAUUGCACUGAAGAGUUGAAUCUAACUGAGAAUGGGAUCUCAUUUGGACUUCAAGAACAUUAGUGAUGGACAGCUACUGGAAGGAAGUGGUGGUGCGGGAAGGCUACCGGGAAAUUUUCCGCUGACACGACAAUCUUCGGUCUAUUCGUUGACCUUCGAUGAGUUUCAGAACAGCAUGGGUGGCCUUGGGAAGGAUUUUGGCUCGAUGAAUAUGGAUGAAUUCCUCAAGAAUAUCUGGACUGCUGAAGAGACUCAAGCCAUGUCUGCUUCCUUUGGUGGUGCUGCUGCUGACGGUGGGUUCCCUGGAGGGAAUCUGCAGAGGCAGGGUUCUCUAACUCUACCUCGGACACUCAGUCAGAAGACCGUUGAUGAAGUUUGGAGAGACUUGUCUAAGGAUAGUAACGGUGGCAAGGACGGGAACGGUACUGGGGGAUUGAAUUUGCCGCAGAGGCAGCAGACUUUAAGGGAGAUGACUCUGGAGGAGUUCUUGGUGAGAGCAGGGGUUGUGAGAGAAGAUGCCCAGACUGUAGGAAGACCGAAUGACAAUGGAUUUGGUGGCGAAUUCUCCGGUUCUAAUGACAAUACUGGUCUUGCUCUCGGAUUUUCACAGCCGAAUCGGACCGGCGGAGCUGUCGCUAAUCGUGCUAUUGAGAGUAACAACCUGUUACAGAAUCAAUCUCCAAACCUAGCUAUCAACACAAAUGGGAUCAGAUCCUCUCUGCAGCUGCCGCAUCAAUCACCACAACCACAAACACAGCGGCAGCAGCAACAACAACAACAACAACAACAACAACAACAACAACAACAACAGCAGCAGCUGCAGCAGCAGAAACAACAACAGCAACUCUUCCCCAAGCAAGCGCAAGCUACCGUGGCUUACGUUCCCCCACUACAUUUAGCAAACAGCACGCAGCUGGGUAGCCCUGGAGUGAGGGGUGGAGUUGUAGGAAUCAUGGACUCGGUUGUGAGCCAUGGUUUUGUUCCGGAUGGUGGGAUGGGCGUGGUUGGAUUAGGAGCUGGGGCUGUUGCAGCUACAUCUGGAUCUCCCACAAAUCAAAUGUCUACGGACGGGCUUUCUAGGAGUAAUGGGGAUACUUCUUCCUUGUCUCCAACGCCUUAUUCGUUCAAUGGAGGUCUUAGGGGGAGGAAAUGUGGUGGGGCUGUGGAGAAGGUGGUCGAGCGGAGGCAGAGGAGGAUGAUUAAGAACAGAGAGUCAGCUGCAAGAUCACGGGCUCGUAAACAGGCUAUGUGGAACGCAACUGCGGGGAAUCCAAACAGUGUAUCUAUGCCAUAUAUUGGAUAUGACUUCUCCUUCUCAAUGCUUAUACCAUGGAACUGGAAGCAGAAGUUGCAAAACUUAAGGAGGAGAACCAAAAAUUGCGGGAAAAACAGGCAGAAAUCUUGGAAAUGCAGAAAAACCAGGUUUUGGAGAUGAUGAAUCAGCAAAGAAUACCCAAGAGGCAAUGCUUGAGAAGGACACAGACUGGCCCUUGGUAGAGUUGAAGGAUUGGAUCUGUGAUCCAACAGCCUCAAUGCAUAUAGUUGGGCCAUUUACUGAAGUUGGAGGUUGGUCUGUGUACUGGUGACAUGUUUGAAAUGUUACUAUUAUAUCAAGGGUAAUUAGCUGUACAUAUAAAACGAGAAUGAGUGUCGUGCUGUAUAUUGAGUUGAGAGUAGUAAUAUCAUGUUGAUUAAACUUCUCCAUCA
Macadamia integrifolia is the source of this 2020-nucleotide messenger RNA. Its product is annotated as bZIP transcription factor TRAB1-like. Lineage: Eukaryota; Viridiplantae; Streptophyta; Magnoliopsida; Proteales; Proteaceae. Gene Ontology annotation, molecular function: DNA-binding transcription factor activity. The coding region runs from base 345 to 1748 and encodes 467 amino acids. The record is from RefSeq and is a predicted model, not a curated record. Gene Ontology annotation, cellular component: nucleus. The transcript has 6 exons. Gene Ontology annotation, biological process: positive regulation of DNA-templated transcription.